Molecule: messenger RNA, 918 nt
Organism: Ylistrum balloti
Lineage: Eukaryota; Metazoa; Mollusca; Bivalvia; Pectinida; Pectinidae
Exons: 4
Coding region: 1-918 (305 amino acids)
Source: RefSeq, a predicted model, not a curated record
AUGCUUACCCGGACGGGGACAGUAGUACGGAAAAACCGUCGAAGGUCGAGCAGUAAAGGAUCGACAAGGAGGGGUUCGGCCCCUACGGUUCUUCAACAAGGGGCCCAAUGUCACUCCCCUAACCUGAACUUUCCUCCCGGAACCCGGACUUACCUCACCCCUCAACCUUCGCCAUGUAAAAGUGUGUCCUUCAGUUUUAGUUCUGAGGGCAAGAAUUGUAUUACUCCGGAUAACCUCUCUUUACGACAGCCGAGUCUGGCUCCAAGCGAAAACAAGCAGUACUAUGGCAGCGUGGUGCUAUGGAAGGACACAGUUGAACCAGACCACGCUUUCUCUUUCGUCAGCACUAUAUGUGAGGCCUCACACGAGUCGGUUGGAGCCUGUGACUUCGUCUAUCGUGCCUUCGUCAUCAUCAGUGGAAGCUGGCCUGUCACGGUGCUGUUGGGUUUGUUCAUCGCCUUACCACUAACCAUGAUGAUUAUUGGAGUAAAGUACUUAGACGAAUGUCCAAAAGAACCCAAGAUCCCUAUCUAUCUCUUAGUGGGAGGCUGCUUCGGAACAAUCAAGCUACUGAUGUCACUCUGUCAUCAAAUCCGCAGACUCAAGGACGACGAUGACGAGGAUUUACACGACGAAAAUGAACUAUUGACAAUGAGCAAAAUGGCGAAUAUAGGUUUAACAAUAUUCCUCAGUAUAUGGUUUGUAUUUGGUAACUACUGGAUUUUUGAAACAUGGCUGCCAAAAUUCCAGCCGCCGUUACAUGAACCUAAGAACUGGUGUGAUCGAUCCGUGUUUACCUUUACAUUUUGGCAGCUCGUCGUGUGUCACAUCGUUAUCGGCAUCGUCGUCAUGUUGGCCAUGUUUCUUUGUUGCUGCUUUUCCUGUCUGAGGACAGUAAAGGACUUAGAAAAGGGAUAG